GAAGUAACAAAGCCAAGGACAAUUUCUCUUCAACCAGAGUAAGCAAGUACUCACUGGAGCCAACAUCAUGGGCAAGAAGAACAAGAAGUCCGCCGAGCACAAGGAGCGGGUAGCAGCGAAACAGUCGAAGAAAGCUGCCCAGAAAGAGAAGAGAGGCAAGACCAAGGGCAAAGAUGCAGACAGCGAUGCUGAAGAUGCCGAUUUGGACGCCAUCCUUGCUCAAUAUGCAGAGGAGCAAGCCAGGUUCCUUAAGGUCACCGAGACUGUCAGUGGGCCUCCCACUCCUCGGUCCUCUGCCACCGUAUUGGCCUCGCCGUCGAACCAGAACGAACUUCUGGUCUUUGGUGGAGAGUACUUCGAUGGAAAUCUAGCUACGUUCUUCAAUAACCUUUUCAUCUACAACAUCAACCGUGGGGAAUGGAAGGAGAUUAACAGUCCCAACAGUCCUCUCCCCCGGAGCGGACAUGCAUGGUGCCGUGGCGGCAACACUGGAGGCGUCUACUUGUUCGGAGGAGAGUUCUCUUCCCCGAAACAGGGAACUUUCUACCACUACAAUGAUUUCUGGCACCUUGAUCCCUCGACAAGGGAAUGGACCCGUCUGGAAACGAAGGGCAAGGGGCCUCCGGCUAGAAGUGGUCACCGAAUGACUUACUACAAGAACUACAUCAUUCUGUUUGGAGGAUUUCAAGAUACCUCGCAACAGACCAAAUACCUCCAGGACCUGUGGAUCUACGAUUGCUCAAAGUAUACUUGGUUCACUCCGAAUCUUUCAGCAGCUUCGCAGAAACCUGACCCACGUUCAUCUUUCUCUUUCUUGCCGCACGACACAGGUGCCGUUCUCUACGGUGGCUAUUCCCGCGUCAAAGUUAGCGCCGGUGUCGGGGGAAAGCCAGUGAAGAACGGCCCUCAGCGGAUGACCAUGAAACCUAUGGUUCAUCAGGAUACUUGGUUCCUUCGAAUCACGCCUCCACCUGCUGAUGCUCCGGUGAACACACUCCCGACAGUGCGCUGGGAGCGCAGAAAGAAGCCUGCUAACUCGCCCAACCCGCCUCGUGCCGGUGCCACCAUGGCGUACCACAAGGGUCGAGGUAUCAUGUUCGGUGGUGUUCAUGAUGUUGAGCUCAGCGAGGAAGGAAUUGACAGCGAGUUCUUUGACACCAUGUUUGCCUGGAAUACUGACCGUAACCGCUUCUUCCCCCUGACCCUGAGACGCCCCAGGGCACAAGGCAAGAAACAGACGGCAAACCAGUUCAAAUCUCGCGACCGUAGCAAAGCUACCGAAGAGGAACUUCUACAGAACCUGAAAGCACUGGAGGCCAAGGGAGGCAUCCGUGGUUUGGAUGACGAUGAGGAACUGCAAUUGGCAUCCAAGGCCGAUGAGGAGCCGGCUGAACCAGAGAAACCGGCCGUGAUACGAUUCGAAAUGCCUCAUCAACGAUUCAAUGCGCAGUUGGCGGUGCAAGACGACACUCUAUUCAUCUUUGGUGGAACCUUUGAGAAGGGAGAUCGGGAGUUCACGUUCAAUGACCUGUACUCCAUUGAUUUGGUCAAGCUCGAUGGGGUCAAGGAGAUUUACUAUGAUGAACCUGGGAACUGGCAUCUGCUCAACGAAGCAGAUAGCGACGACGAGAUGGAUGAGGAUGAUGAGGAUGAUCUUGAAGAAGAUGAGGAAGGUGAUGAAGAUGCCAUGUCCCUUGACACUGCCUCCCCUGCGCCGACCGAGGUUACUGUACCAUCGGUGACCAAGGAAUUGGAACAGCUUGAUGUGGAAGAGCAGGAGUCAGAGCCAACCGUCCAGGAUAGCAGACCCCUUCCUCGUCCUUUCGAGAGCUUGCGUGAAUUCUUUACUCGGACAUCUGAAGAUUGGCAAAAGAUUCUGAUGGACACUUUGAAAGAAAGAGGCGUCUCGUUGGACAAGAACAUCAAAGAACUUCGUAAGGAUGCAUUCAACAUGGCAGAGGAGAAAUGGUGGGAUAGCAGAGAAGAGAUCAUGGCUCUGGAAGACGAGCAAGAGGAGGCUGGUAUUGGUGAGGUGGUCAGCAUUGCUGAUCGAGCGGACAAUGCCGGAGGCGCUGGAAGACGCAGGUAACCUUAGAU
Molecule: messenger RNA, 2097 nt
Organism: Aspergillus aculeatus ATCC 16872
Lineage: Eukaryota; Fungi; Ascomycota; Eurotiomycetes; Eurotiales; Aspergillaceae
Product: putative Kelch repeats protein
Exons: 3
Coding region: 68-2089 (673 amino acids)
Molecular function (GO): protein binding
Source: RefSeq, a predicted model, not a curated record